AGUCAGCGCUCUUGUUGUGCGCAUGUGCACAGGUGCACUCACACCCGCUGAGGCCACUUAUAAUCAGGUAAUAAUGAGGCCGCGCGGCUGCAAAGCAGCAGCUGUUCGUCGUUUUUCAGGCCGUAUUACAGAAGUAUAACUGAACACAGAGCUGCUCAGGACAAAUAAUAACAAGUCUGUCCAAACGUUUGACUCAUAACUCAUCGAGUUCUUCUCCUGUCAGUCAUGAAUCCUCCAAACAGAGACGAUACAAGCCCGCCAGAGCACUACAUGCCCCAGCCGUCGUCGUCAUCAGGUGGAGGUGGUGGAGGAGGAGGUGGAGGUUUGUACCUGGAUGCCUAUGAGGUCUCUUUCCCCCUGGAGGAGAGUGUGGACAGACCUCCUGCGUAUCACCUGAACCAGGAGCAGCAGAUGAUGGACGAGCCUGUGGUGCAGGAGCCUCCUCACUCUCAGUACAGCCCUUUCAUCCUGGUCUCUAACCUGCGAGCUCACCUGUACGUCGCUCUGGAGAAGAACGCCUGGCUGCAGAAGCGAAUCGAGGAGUUGGAGGAGGAACGCAACUUCCUGCGCUGUCAGCUGGACCGCUUCAUCGUCAGCAUGAGGAGUCCGGAGGUGACCGAGUGGUGUGCAGAUCCUCAGCGUGGGGUGAAGGUCCAGCCUGCCAGCUCUCCGUCUCCUCCCUCCCCCAUGACCACCAGGUCAGGGAUGACCCUCAAACGCGUGCAGAGACCAGGACCGCGGACCCGCCGCAGCACCGCCAUCCCUGUGAAGCAGGAGUUUCACCUGGAGGAGGAUAAAUACUACACCGAGGACGAGUACGUGGAGGAAGAGGAGGAGGAGGAGGAGGAAGACGACGACUCGUCGGCGGAGAAGGGGUCAAAGAAGAAAGGCAGAGGGCGAGCCGGCGGGGAGCCGAGGAUGAAGAUGAGGAGGAUCUUCAGGAUCACCCACGGGAGGGAGAGGCAGCGAGUUAAAGACCCGGACGGCGUUCUGAUUCGCUAUAAGAAGAUCCUGACCACGUACCAGCGAGUGAGAAGCAUGUCCCGAGCCUUCCAGAUCCACGGAGUCGACAGAAACACCAUGGCCUCCACCUCCCCCAUCGCUGAGCUGCUGCUGGUGGCUCCAGAGAAGGUGGCCGAGGUCGGAGAGUUCGAGGCGUCGAAGGAGAAACUUUUGGAUUACGCCCGGCGCUGCUACAAGACGAUGGACGAGCCGACGCACACCAAAGUCCAGACCAUGAAGAAGACUCACAAGCUGCUGCCGAUCUCCUACAGGUUCAGGAACUGACCGACGAGACGUUUCCACACGAAACGUUCAGAUAGUUUCACUUUUUAUUUU
Molecule: messenger RNA, 1338 nt
Organism: Larimichthys crocea (large yellow croaker)
Lineage: Eukaryota; Metazoa; Chordata; Actinopteri; Sciaenidae
Product: coiled-coil domain-containing protein 106
Exons: 7
Coding region: 226-1287 (353 amino acids)
Cellular component (GO): nucleoplasm
Source: RefSeq, a predicted model, not a curated record